Molecule: messenger RNA, 1473 nt
Organism: Juglans microcarpa x Juglans regia
Lineage: Eukaryota; Viridiplantae; Streptophyta; Magnoliopsida; Fagales; Juglandaceae
Product: BRISC and BRCA1-A complex member 2
Exons: 13
Coding region: 111-1232 (373 amino acids)
Biological process (GO): double-strand break repair
Cellular component (GO): BRISC complex; BRCA1-A complex
Source: RefSeq, a predicted model, not a curated record
CCCCGUGUUCACCAGUCCAUAUCCGAUUUUAAUGAACGCCGCCGUGUCAAACGGGGGCUAGCAUAUCACUUCUAUUAGUAGAUAGCCAAACUCUACGGCGGUGAUCACCCAUGGCUUCCGGUGGUCUUCCUCCUUUGAUCGCUGCUCAGCUCAAUUACCUUCUCAAUCACCAUUCCCUCGACGUUAAGGUUGAGCAGAUGUGGUCCGGGAACAAAUACGACCCUGGAGUCCUUGACCGGUUCACGAUAGCCAUCCCCUUCUGCCUUGACGUUGUAAAAUGGGAUGUCAUGUACAACGCGGAUUCGCCAAUGUCCGCGCCGGAUAUUAUAUUUGGACCCGAAGAUGAAAGCUUUCAUCCAUUUAGCGCAAAGUCACCCAAGAAUUGUAGUUUACUUGAUGAUUGGAAUAGCAGAGACCCUACGCGUCUAAUGGCUCUAAUUCAAGAACUCAGGGAUCGAUACGUGGACUACCAGAGAAAGCGUGUUGGGGAUGUCGAUGAUGCUAGGUUGAACUUCGAAAUUAGCACUAUUGUGUUUAGGGAGGGAAUUGAAAUGGCUUUGAGUUCAGGUGCUGAGAAGCCAGAGGAGGUCAAAUUUGCAGUACCUAUAACAGACAUGAAGAUUGAUAGGAUGGUGCCUGGUUGCCCUUGGAGAGGUCCACCAAAGAUAUACUUGCAGGUUAUAUACCCUGUUGGGAAAAAACACGUCACUGCUCCUUCUGCGCCUCGUCUAAAAUUGGUAUCUAGCUCUGAAUUGAAGUCUUUCUUUUCCAUUGAAGAUGUCAAGCUUCCACCAUGGUCAGAUGGAAUGUGCAUGGCUGAAUAUCUUCCCCAUCUGGAAGAAUCUCUUGAGAAACAGAUCUUGGAGGCAGUUUCACUAAUUGAUGUUAGAAGGCGCUUUAUUGAGGCAUUAGUCCCUCAGUUUGGAUGGCCAUUAGAAGCUGAUCCGGUUUUUUGCCGAAAGGCAACAUUUCUAGCUGGCUCUGGGGUGUUCACAUUCCUGGUGCACUUUAUGAUUUCAACUCAGUUUCCAAAGCAGCAACCAGCUUUGAUACUUCACAGUUGUCAGCAUUUGACCUCCCAAGGUGUACCAAUCAAAUCAUCUCUGAUGACCGAUUAUCCAUGGAGUCCGAGAUGGGAAACACCACAAAUGGCUGAGCGUAUUUGCGAGUUUUUGGUGGAUGAGGCUUUGAACUUCAAAAGGCACUGCAACGAGUCUCAACUUCAACACUAGCGUGUUGUUAAGGUUCCUUCAGUUCAGUUCAUAUUAAUGAAAGUGUGUAAAUUUCCUUCAGCGAAAUGCUUGCUUCGCUUCUUUGAUAUUACUGUAUAUUAAAAAUGGGUAUGUAAGAAUUGCCUCCCAGUGCAUGACAACCUUCUUUGGUUCGUUCUUCUGCUUGAUAUGGACCUUCAAUUGAAUAUACCUUGCACAAUGAUGCAAUGCCUGUGAAAGUGAAUUCCAGUGAUUGACCUCA